AUGUCUACCACCAAUUAUAACGGUCAGCCAGCCGAAAGUUCAGCUUUCAACGCUGAAAAUUGGCCUGCUUCUAAAGUUCGUGAUACAUUCUUGAACUUCUUUAAGGAAAGAGGACAUACUUUUGUUCCAUCAUCUUCUGUUAUUCCACAUGAUGAUCCUACUUUACUUUUUGCCAAUGCAGGUAUGAACCAAUACAAGCCAAUCUUUUUGGGAACUAUUGACCCAUCUUCUCCAUUGGCACACAUUAAAAGGGCCACAAACUCUCAGAAAUGUAUUAGAGCAGGUGGAAAGCAUAAUGAUUUGGAAGAUGUCGGUAGGGAUUCUUAUCAUCACACAUUCUUUGAGAUGUUGGGUAACUGGUCGUUUGGUGACUAUUUCAAAGAAGGCGCGGUGGGAUUUUCUUGGGAACUUCUAACAAAGGUUUACAAGCUUGACCCAAGUCGAUUGUAUGUUACCUACUUUGGAGGUGACAAGAAGGCUGGACUUCAGCCAGAUUUAGAGACGAAGAAGAUCUGGGAAAAUAUCGGUGUUUCGGAAAGUCAUAUCUUACCUGGUUCCGCCAAAGACAAUUUCUGGGAGAUGGGUGACCAAGGUCCAUGUGGUCCAUGCUCAGAGAUCCAUUAUGAUCGUAUUGGCGGCAGGAAUGCUGCAGAUUUGGUGAACAAAGAUGAUCCAGAUGUUUUAGAAAUUUGGAACAAUGUCUUCAUCCAGUUCAACAGAGAACAGGAUGGUUCUUUGAAGUCAUUGCCUCAGAAACAUAUUGAUACUGGUAUGGGAUUUGAGCGGUUGGUUUCCAUCUUACAAAAUGUUAGGUCUAACUACGAUACUGAUGUCUUCAGACCAUUGUUCGCAAAGAUACAAGAGAUCACUGGCGUCAGACCUUACACUGGAAAGUUCGGUAAGGAGGACGUUGACGGAAUUGAUACUGCAUACAGAGUGUUGGCUGAUCACGUGCGUACUCUUACUUUCGCAAUUGCAGACGGUGGUGUGCCAAACAAUGAAGGUAGAGGCUAUGUUUUAAGGAGAAUUUUGAGAAGAGGUGCAAGAUAUGCCAGGAAAUACAUGAACUACCCAAUCGGCAAGUUCUUUUCCAGUCUUGCUCCAACCUUAAUUGAGCAGGUGAAAAAUAUAUUCCCUGAACUUACUAAGGAUCCUCAGACUAUCUACGAGAUUAUGGAUGAAGAGGAAGCAUCAUUUGCCAGAACUUUGGACAGAGGUGAAAAGCUAUUCGAAUCUUAUGCUGAAAAGGCAUCGAAAACAUCUGAGAAGAUGCUCUCUGGAAAGGACGUGUGGAGAUUGUAUGACACUUACGGUUUCCCGGUUGAUUUGACUAGAUUGAUGGCCGAAGAAGCUGGCUUGAAGAUUGAUGAGGAAGGAUUCGAAAAGGCAAAGCUUGCCUCAUGGAAGGCUUCCAAGUCUGGUAAUUCUAAGGGCGGUAAGAAACUUCUCAAGCUCGAUGUUCAUGCUCUGGGCGAUCUUCAGUCCAAUGACAAGAUCUCUCAGACGGAUGAUCAAUUCAAGUACACCAGCAAUGAUGUUGAAGCAGACAUUCAGGCCAUUUACGUGGAUCAGAAGUUUGUGAACUCCACGGAAGGAUUGAAAGAAGGUCAGCAGAUCGGUAUCAUUUUGAGCAAGACACCAUUUUAUGCAGAACAAGGUGGACAGGUGAAUGAUACCGGUAAGCUUGUGAUUGACGGUCAAGCCGAGUUUAAUGUUGAAAACGUUCAGACGUAUGCCGGUUAUGUUUUACACACUGGAUAUAUAGAAGAGGGAUCUCUUAAAGUGGGAGAAUCAGUUAUUGCUAGUUACGAUGAGACGAGGAGAGAAUCGUUAAGACACAACCAUACUGGUACUCAUAUCUUGAACUUUGCUUUGAGGAGUGUUCUGGGAGACUCAGUUGAUCAGAAAGGUUCAUUGGUUGCCCCUGAUAAGUUGAGAUUCGAUUUCUCCUUUAAGAAGGCUUUGAAACUAGAUCAAAUCAAAAAGACGGAGGAAAUCGUGAAUAAGAUUAUUAAGGAUGACGUCAAGGUUUACACUAAGUCUGUUCCACUGGAGGAGGCCAAAAAGAUCAAUGGAUUGAGAGCAGUCUUUGGAGAGAGUUAUCCUGAUCCUGUUCGUGUCGUUUCUGUUGGUAAUUCCGUGGAUGAGCUCAUUGCCGACCCUUCAAAUAAGAAAUGGCUCAACUACCCAAUUGAAUUCUGUGGUGGUACGCACGUUUCCAGAUCCAGCGAUAUUAAGUUCUUAGUUAUUACUGAAGAAGGUGGUAUUGCCAAGGGUAUAAGAAGAAUUAUGGCACUUACUGGAGAAGAAGCACUCAAAACCAAGACUGUCGCCAAUGAGUUUGAAGCAGUUCUAGACGACAUCGAGAAAAUGCCAUUUGGAAAUGCCAAGCAAAAAGCUCUCAAGGCCAAUACUACCAAGCUGGGCAAACUCAUAGUUUCAAUUUUGGAUAAGGAAAGCUUGAAGAGCAAGUUCAACAAAAUUGAUAAGGACGUUAAAAAUGAGUUGAAGAAGAGACAAAAGGCUGCAACUAAGAAGGCCGAGGAAGAAAUUUCCCAAUACUUUGAGGAGCAUCCAGAUUCUCAGUUUGUUGCUCUUCACAUUGACACCGGUUCAAAUGCCAGAGUUAUUACGGAAGCAUUCAAUUACUUGAAGAAGAAUUUCAAGGGAAAAUCUCUAUUCAUCAUAAUUGGUACUAGUGAAGAUCAAAGAGUUGCUCAAGGUGUGUACAUUUCUGAUGAGCACUUGAAGAGUCUUGCCAGCUCCGAUGUUGCCAAGGUUGCUUCUGAAUAUAUUGGUGGUAAGGCUGGAGGAAGAGGUAAUAUUUGCCAAGGUAUGGGUGACAAACCGAACGGAAUUAACAAGGCUGUUGAUGCUGUCACAAAAUUGUUUGAAGAGAAACUUAAGUUGUGA
Brettanomyces bruxellensis is the source of this 2913-nucleotide messenger RNA. It is a transcript of the gene ALA1, whose product is annotated as Alanine--tRNA ligase. Gene Ontology annotation, biological process: alanyl-tRNA aminoacylation; tRNA modification. Gene Ontology annotation, molecular function: amino acid binding; nucleic acid binding; ATP binding. Bases 1 to 2913 code for a protein of 970 amino acids. Lineage: Eukaryota; Fungi; Ascomycota; Pichiomycetes; Pichiales; Pichiaceae. The record is from RefSeq and is a predicted model, not a curated record. The transcript has a single exon. Gene Ontology annotation, cellular component: cytoplasm; mitochondrion.